AUGGACGCACUCGCGGGCUACGGCUCGGACGACGGUGAUGUUGCUGAACAGUCGUCUCCCAGGCUGGUCAGGUCGACUAGCAAGAUAACCAGCUCCGAGCCGCUCGACUACGAUCCAUCCGAUGCCUUUGGGCUGAGUGGGCUCAAAUCGGACCAGGCGUCAAUAGCACCAGUCUCACAACAAUCGCAACCUGAACCAGCAGCUUCUGCUGCAAAUCGGUCCUCAAAGAAGAAGCAAAAGACAGCGAUCGCUCCCGCUCCCGCUGCAGCGCCAACACAUUCCAACCCUUCGCAUGCAUCCACUUCAACCUCGACCACAACAGUAGCCCUCGCCCCAAAAGUAAUCGACAACUCUUCCGCUGCCGAAGCGCUACUUUUGCGGCCAGGAGACAGUACGAUGCAUGUCAACAUUCCUUACGCCGACAUGACAGCUCCCCAACUAGGUCCCGAGAACCCCUUCGCCGCACACACCCUCGGCGCACAGCAAAAUACGCUUACGGGACACAUCGAGUCGACGGCAGUCUCGGACUACGAUUUCCGCAAUCAGCAGCGUACCUUCCACGUCUACGGCUACGCAAGAGAUCCUUCGCUUUUGCAUCAAGCUACCGCUGCGCAGGACGGCUCUUUGCAUUACAUUGGCGAUCAGAGUGCAGCAGCACGCAUGCAAGGCGCUUCGGCCGCCGAUAUUCGUGCGAGCAACGCACAGUUUAGACCUGCGACCAAGGCGCUCAAGAAGAAGCGCAACGGUACUGCGGGCGAUCCCGGUGUUGUCGAGGGGGAAGGAGCGUAUGUGGGGCCGUGGGCUAGAUGGGCCGGCGACGACAACGUGGCGACGCAGCUGCUCGGUGAGGAUGCCAAUGUCGGUCCUAGCCAGGCGGAGAUUUCAGCGGCACAGGCAAAGUCCGAGGCGAGGGAGAACGACAAGGCACAAGCGGAGAAGGACCGAAAGGAAGCGGAAGCCGAAGAAAAAGUCACAGAAACAAGCAUCUUCCACGGCAAGAGCAUGUACGACUACCAAGGGCGCACCUACAUGCACAUCCCCACGGACGUCGACGUCAAUCUCUCGGGCGAACCGGGAGAGCAAGAGUGCUUCCUGCCCAAGUCGUGUAUCCACACGUUCCGCGGGCACACCAAGGGCAUUUCGACGCUCAAACUCUUCCCACGUUCCGGGCACUUGCUGCUCUCGGCGUCGCUCGAUACGACGGUCAAGCUGUGGGAUGUUUAUCACGAGGGCAAGUGUCUACGCACGUUCAAGGGGCAUUCGAAAGCGGUGCGCGAUAUUGCAUUCUCCAACGACGGGCGGCAGUUCUUGUCGACUGGGUACGACAAGCAGGUGAAGCUGUGGGACACCGAAACGGGAGCUUGCCUGGAUAGAUUCAGCAACGGCAAGACGGCCUACUGCCUGGCGUUUCAUCCGGACGAGGAUAAGCAGAACAUUUUCCUGGCCGGGAUGAGCGACAAGAAGGUGCUGCAGUGGGACAUGAACACACACACGGUCACACAGGAGUACACGUCGCACCUGGGCGCGGUCAACACGAUCACGUUUGUCGACGGCAACCGGCGCUUCGUGACCACGUCGGACGACAAGACCAUGCGUGGCUGGGACUACGACAUCCCCGUCGUGAUCAAGUACAUUUCCGACCCGACCAUGCACUCGAUGCCCGCGGUCACGCUCUCGCCCUCGCGCAAAUGGCUCGCCGCACAGAGCAUGGAUAACCAGAUCGUCACGUUUGCCGCCGACGGCUCGUUCAAGCAGAACCGCAAAAAGGUCUUCAAGGGCCACAACGUCGCCGGGUUUGCGUGCCAGGUCGGGUUCAGCCCGGACGGCAAGUUUGUCAGCAGCGGCGACGGCGAGGGCAACGUGUGCUUUUGGGACUGGAAGUCCGCGAGGCUCUUGAAGCGGCUGCGCGGCGCGCAUCGCGAGGCGGUCAUUAGCCAUGCCUGGUUGCCCCACGAGACGAGCAAGGUGGUCACGGGCAGUUGGGACGGCGAGAUCAAGUUGUGGGAUUGA
This is a messenger RNA of Sporisorium graminicola, 2010 nucleotides long. RefSeq lists its product as uncharacterized. Gene Ontology annotation, biological process: mRNA splicing, via spliceosome. Bases 1 to 2010 code for a protein of 669 amino acids. The transcript has a single exon. Lineage: Eukaryota; Fungi; Basidiomycota; Ustilaginomycetes; Ustilaginales; Ustilaginaceae. The record is from RefSeq and is a predicted model, not a curated record. Gene Ontology annotation, molecular function: mRNA binding; protein binding. Gene Ontology annotation, cellular component: catalytic step 2 spliceosome.